Messenger RNA from Cladocopium goreaui, 760 nucleotides. NCBI's taxonomy places the organism in Eukaryota, Dinophyceae, Suessiales, Symbiodiniaceae. The record is from the annotation of a GenBank genome assembly.
GUGCUGAAGCGCUGCAAUGGCAUGAAGUUUUCGCGCGUGGGCCAUGGCAAGCCCGGGUCCAGCACCACGACUAGGGCCGCGAGGACAUGUCGAGGUAAAGCGCACGCGGAAGUCCACUGCAUCGACUGCGACCUUGGAGCCUUUGGACAAAGGUCUUGCCUUGCACAGCAGUGCCAGUGCAGAAUUGCCCACUCUUCGACGUCAGAAAGGUGCGUCCACUGUGUCAACUGUGUCCUUGCAUCGUGAGAAAGUCUAUGAAGAGUGCUCUAUAGAGAUACAGGACAGUCGCAAUCUCCCAAACUCCGUGCCUGGGAAUGUGAAUGGCAAGGCGCCUAUUCAGACGGCGAAGAGAAGCCGCUCUGAAUCGAGAAGUGACCUGCAGAGACAGAUGUCCGGCGCAAGUCUGGAACCGCAGUGGAUCAAAGACAAGAAGCCGCUAUCACGUGAUUGGAGGGUGGCGGCAGCAAGAGCAGUGGAGGAUAGAGCCCUCCGACAGAGAAAGCAGGUGAGCAUUUCCCUUUCACAAGGAGAGCUGGAAGUGAAAGAGCAAGACGGGAGGGCUUUGCCAAGACAAGGCACAGCAGCAUUCCAGGCGCCACAACGAGAACUGACGGCCUACGAAAAGGUUUGUUUCGAAAAUCGUCUUUUGCCGAAGUUCAUGACCAAAGUCAAAGACGCGGUCUCAGGACCAGUUCUUGACCUUUGCUCUUGCGGUUUGGGUGAUGAUCAGCUGGUAGCGGUCUUUGCGUGGGGGCCUUAG